Punica granatum (pomegranate) is the source of this 1381-nucleotide messenger RNA. The record is from RefSeq and is a predicted model, not a curated record. Lineage: Eukaryota; Viridiplantae; Streptophyta; Magnoliopsida; Myrtales; Lythraceae.
CACACACACACACACACACACACACACACUCAUAUAUAUAACGUGGGAAGUAGCAAGCAAUUAGGUCCAUGCGGAUCAACAAUAAAAUUCCCAAAGGGAAACCGACCGAUAGAUCAUAUGAAUGAUCAGCUCCAACGAUUUUUUCGGUGUAUGAAUUGAAGAUUUGAAGUUGGCUGUAGCCGAGUGCGUGGGCCAACUAUGUUGGGCGAUGCACCGGGGGAGUUAUACUACUCUCCUUCCGGUUUAGCUAUGGAGGCAUUCGAUUAUGUGAACCCGAGCUGGAGGCAGAUCAAGAAGGGCAAGGGAAGAGGCAAGAGCAACAAGAGGAGGUUCAGCGACGAGCAGAUCAGGUCGCUGGAGACUAUAUUCGAGUCCGAGACGAGGCUCGACCCCCGCAAGAAGUUGCAGGUGGCCAGGGAGCUGGGGCUGCAGCCGAGGCAGGUAGCGAUAUGGUUCCAGAACAAGCGGGCGCGCUGGAAGUCCAAGCAGCUCGAGCACGACUACGCCAUCCUCAGGGCCGACUACACCCAACUGGCCUCCCGCCUCGAGUCCCUCAAGAAGGAGAAGCAUGCCUUGAUUUCUCAGCUGGAGAAGCUGAAGGAUCUCGCGGAUAAAGGGGCUGCAGCCGCGUCAGCAGUCACUGAUGGGGAUCGGAGCGGUGUAGAAGAUGAAACCAAGACGGAGCCACCAGCAGCAGCAGCAGCAGCAGCAGCAGCUGCAGCUGCACCUGCUCUCUUGCUGUCGGAUGGUGUAAGCAGCAUCAAGGCAGAAUGGAAUCUCGGAAUACUAGAAGAGGAGGAUGAUCACCACCAUCGCCAUCAGGACGAUAGCGAAAGCCUCAAGAUGAACAUGGACGUGAUGGACAAAGGCAGUUCCUUAUCAUCAACGCGCCACGGCCCGAGUCCCAGUCUAAACUCAGAUGAUCUCCUCAAUGACAGCUCCCCAACUCAGUGGUGGGACUUCUGGUCUUGAUUACUAACACGGAUCACCUCUUGGCAUCACUUUUCCAUGUCUCCACAUGAACCUUUUUCGCGCUUUCUGUAAAUUACAACUUUUACUUAGGUCGUUUACUUUUGCUGCUGCUCGAGACCGAAGAUACGAAUUAAUGAGGAGUUCACACACACACACACACACACGAGGUUUCUAUAAAUCCUUGGGGAAAUCAAUACAACCGGGCAAAGUAACAUGAGAAUAGAGUAAGAAUCGGCUACACAGAGAAAUUAUUUUGCCCCAUUUGCACUAAAAGAUAGAUAGAUCGACAGUACAUAUGAACGAGAAUAUUAAUCAUGAUUCAUGAACUUCUUCUGCUCUGAUUAACGGCAGUGCAUGCGUCGACAUUGUAGUCCUUGUUUAUCUGCUAUAGAAAGACUAGUUGAGUAUC